AGGCCGUUCCUGAGACACGACUUAGUUUCCCCGUAUGUUGUUCUGUUGUGCAAUACACCAUUCGUCAGGCUCUCGUGUGCUGGUAUGAACAAUUCUGGGACAGAGCACCCCGGUUGGCCGCGCGAUCUUUAUAAGCCGAUAGGCAUGGUGGAGCUCAAGGAGAUCACCGAUCGAUUACCAAGGUGUACGAAGUGUGGACAAUACCUUCCAUCUCUAAGCCUCUAUCGAAGUGUUGAACUUUUUCCUCCCCCCCCUGAUUCAGCUUACGCCCGUGCCCGCCAUGUUUGGCUGUGAUAGAAUCAUGUCCGGAGCAACCGGGCCCGAAGGUGAUUCACUAAUAGUACAUUCAGUGCACUGCAGAUUCCAGGUGAUGGGUAUCUCCGUUGGUUUUUUUUUUGUUCCUCCCUAGCACCGUAUG
Canariomyces notabilis is the source of this 418-nucleotide messenger RNA. RefSeq lists its product as uncharacterized. The transcript is spliced from 2 exons. Bases 85 to 294 code for a protein of 69 amino acids. The record is from RefSeq and is a predicted model, not a curated record. NCBI's taxonomy places the organism in Eukaryota, Fungi, Ascomycota, Sordariomycetes, Sordariales, Chaetomiaceae.